AUGGGAGAAGAACAACUAACAUUUAAGUUUAUUCUUGUUGGAGAUUCGGGUGUUGGAAAGACAUCCAUGUGCAAGAUGUUUUGCGAAAACAUCUUUGAAGAAAAUCAAACACAGACAAUUGGUUUAGAAUUCAGUCGCCGCACUGUCGACAUUAAAGGAAAUACAAUAAAAAUACAAUUUUGGGAUACAGCAGGCCAAGAGAGAUUCCGCUCUAUAACUAAAUCUUAUUUUCACUCAGCUGCUGCUGUUUUCGUUGUUUACGACGUUUCGAACCGCAAUUCAUUCAAUAGUGUAGGCGAUUGGAUUAAUGAUGCAGUUAAUCUUUCACCUCCUAAUUCAGUUAAGGUAAUGAUUGGAAACAAGACAGAUUUACUUUCUAAGAGAGAAGUUCCUUUUGUUGAAGCCAAUGACCUUGCAACUCAACAUAAUUUUGCAUAUUACGAAACAUCUGCCUUAUCAGGCGAUAAAUUAGAAGAAACAUUUCUGAAAACAGCUGAAAAGGUUUACAAUACAGUUUCUGCAUUCAAAAUAGAUUCCGUUUCAUUAAAACGUGAUAGUAUUGACCAACCUUUAGACGAAAUCGUAAUAGGAGGAGGUUCAAAGUUCCCAUGUUGUUAA
Molecule: messenger RNA, 618 nt
Organism: Trichomonas vaginalis G3
Lineage: Eukaryota; Parabasalia; Trichomonadida; Trichomonadidae
Product: regulation of endocytosis
Exons: 1
Coding region: 1-618 (205 amino acids)
Cellular component (GO): Golgi apparatus
Molecular function (GO): GTPase activity; GTP binding
Source: RefSeq, a predicted model, not a curated record